Molecule: messenger RNA, 3675 nt
Organism: Acipenser ruthenus (sterlet)
Lineage: Eukaryota; Metazoa; Chordata; Actinopteri; Acipenseriformes; Acipenseridae
Product: protein BTG1-like
Exons: 2
Coding region: 319-834 (171 amino acids)
Biological process (GO): negative regulation of mitotic cell cycle; negative regulation of cell population proliferation
Cellular component (GO): nucleus; cytoplasm
Source: RefSeq, a predicted model, not a curated record
AGGUUUGGCGUGCGGAGCAUAAAACCCUUGUUUUUGUAUACUAGAGUUCACUUUGGUGGCGGAGGUUGUAAAAAGAGUUAUGAGGUUGCGUGGCACAGAGUCCUUACCAACUAAGGUACUUAACAUCGUUCACUUUUGGCAAACACCUUUCACGAACUAAACAAAAAUAAAUGAAAUAAUAAAUGCCCGUAUUUCUUCAAGAAUAAAACACCCCAAGCCUACAACGGACCAAAAACCUCUGAAGUCUCAUCAAAUCCCCUUUAAAAAAAAACAAGAUACCGUGCAAAAUUCUUCCUCGCUCUUAUUUUUGGUUUCUCAAUGAAUACUCUUUACACACUAGCCAGUAUGAAACCAGAAAUCACCGCAGCGGUAGGAUUUCUAUCGAGAUUUCUGAGGACAAAGGGACUCGUAAAUGAGCGACAAUUGCAAACAUUCAGCCAGUCUCUCCAGGAUCUGCUGUCAGAACAGUACAAACAUCACUGGUUCCCAGACAGACCCUGCAAAGGCUCAGGCUACCGCUGUAUCCGUAUCAACCACAAAAUGGACCCAGUGGUAGGGCAGGCAGCCCAGAGAAUUGGCUUAAGUAUCCAGCAGCUCUACCAGCUGCUCCCUAGCGAGCUCACUCUCUGGGUGGAUCCCUUCGAAGUGUCCUACCGCAUCGGGGAGGAUGGCUCCAUUUGCGUACUGUACGAAUCACAGCCAGUAAUCAGCAGCCAAAUCCCAGUGUCCAGCAGCCUGCAAAUGGUGGAGAGUCACAUCAGCUGCAAGGAAGAACUGCGCUUGGGCAGAACCAUCCCUUCUAAAACAUACAACAUGAUGACUGUGUCUAGUUAGGCAUGGAAGUCUGAUGGGUAAUCUAUGGUCUGGGGGAUGGAAAACCUUGUAGGUUAUCUUUUUUUUUUUUUGUGGCUUCCUUUUGGGGAAGGAUUCUGGAAUCCGUGAUGUUGCAGCUGUGAAGAUCUAAGAUGUUUCUUUCCAUGGGAGAAAUAAGUGACAUUGACUAUCUGCCACAAUUGAAAAUUGAUCAAGGCAGCCUAUUAUGUAGACUUUGCACUUUUGUAUAUUUUUUCCAAGAAUAAGGAAUUACUUUCAGGAUAUUUCCUAGAGUCUUCAUUUGCUGAAGACACUUUAAGAAAACGUGUUUAAACAUCCUGGAAGUAUUUCCUUGCAUCUCUGAAGUCCAUAACUUGGUCUCAGCAGUACCAAACAUUCAUAAUUGUAUGUAAAGAAUCUCCCCAUUCAAUAUGCAAGUUUCGGGCCUUUGACAGUUAUUAAUGUCUGGUACUGCUGGGACCAAUUUCAUUAUGUUCCAGGAUACUUCUUAUCAUUCAGAAAUGUUUGUGUGUUUAUAUAUAUAUAUAUAUAUAUAUAUAUAUAUAUAUAUAUUAUAGCCUGUUGCCAUAGAAGCUUUACAUACAUAUAUCUCUGGUGUUAGGAUCAAGCACUACUACACAGUUUGGUAAUGUACUGAUUGCUUUUGGUUUUUACCAAGUUAAAUAUAUUUUGCUGACCUUAAAACGGCAAGCAGUACGUGGAGUUUUAGGGCUCGCAAGUCAGAUACUCCUGAUUUAUAUAAAAUACAUGUUUGAAACCCAGGCAAACCUCUCUAAUGCAGGAUUAGAAACAUUUGUUCCUGUGCUAAAUAUUUAUAUUUAAGCCGCAUUCCCACUGCCAGCUGAUCCACUUCUGACCUUAUUUUGCUUUUUGCUGUGCUCUGUACUCCCUGCAUCUGGCUCUUUUGGAGAAAUCACCUAUUUGUUGUGGGUGUUGGGAUAGAGAUGUUAUGUCACUAUAGCCAAACUUCGUGCACUUAACAGUUUAUUGUACUCAGGUGGUAUGUUAGUGUAAAAAUGCAGGUCUAAGUGGGACGCACUGGCUGGGGGAUGUAGGAGAUGGCAAUACAAGUGAUUGUGUAAUGCAUGGAUGCAAAGGAAGAACCAUGGCUGAUCUGUUUUAAAGUAAAUCUUCUCUUUUGGCCUAGCACCAAUGUGAUAGUAGGGUGACAGAUUGCAGCACUUCAUCAUUUCAGUUUCACCAUGUCACUGUUUUACAGAGGACACAUUUGAGUCAGGAGACAUUCACAGGGAAUGUGUAAGAAAACCGUUGCCAUGAGAACGAUCAAAGUUUUUAGUACAGUGUAUGGUUUUGCUACUUAUUCCCACAAUGUCCUCUUAAUUUGACUAUGAAUUAUACCCAGCAGAAUGUGUACUGCAGCCUAUCGCUUUCCUUUUUAAUAUGGAUGUGUACAACCAGUGACCAGAUAAGAGCAGCUAAAACACACUGGCUGUGAAAUUAACACAUCAUUUUUUGUUUGUUUGUGACAGACGAGCAGUAUGCACUGAACUUAUUUCUCUACUUUUCUUGAAUCACUUAAAAGAUUGUUCCUGAACGUCUCGUCACAAUGUGAAAGUGAUAACUGUGGCAACAGGCUUUUUGAGUUUUGGGUACUUUCCUGAAUUGUGGCUUUAGCCAUUAGCAGCUGGAGUGUAUGUAUGUACUUGUGCUUGUCCUGUAUUUGUGUUAAUGCUCCUAAGACCAAGGAUGACAGCCGUUGUAAUGGGAAACGGGUCCCAUUGAGUUGUCCCUUCCCUGGUACGCUUUAUGCUUUCUAUGAAACCCAGUUCAUCUAAAUAAAUGAGAAGGAAAAGACAGACAGGAUUAGUCCAAGUCACAGUUUGAGGAUGAAAUUGGAAGACAUUUUACAAACGGUCAUAAUAUACCCUUAUCUAGCAUUAUCAUGAAUCUCAUAUAUAUAUAUAUAUAUAUAUAUAUAUAUAUAUAUAUAUAUUCACUUUCAUUUUGGAUGAAAACUGCAGAGAUCUUUCAUGGGGAAAUAGGCAUGGGUUUUUAACCCUUUUUAUCCAAACUGCCAAGACUUUUUUGCUUUAUUAUUUCAAAAUGUCCUAGGUUUAUUUCUUUAGAUUCUAAACCUUUUAUUGAAAUUUCCAUACAGUUUUUCACCCAAAAUUUCAGGGAAUUCUUGUUGUCUUUAACACGUUGAUUAUUUGCACUUGAUCACAUUUUUAUUCCAGAGUUGGCCAAAAGUUUUUUUUAAACCUUAAACCAUUUAAUAAUGUUCUGCUUUAAAAUUCAUAUAAGACCUUGCAGUUAUUUGGCAAAAUUAAGCCCUUCAAUCAUUUUUUGCACAUUGUCAAAUUAAAAUGCAUAACUUACUUUUUACAUGCAUUUUUGCCUUACAAAUGCAUAUAAAUGAAGAGAAAGUAUUUAAAUUUUCCUUGCAGAGGCCAGGCCUCAUGAAAUAUAUUUUAAGUUCACAGAGUUAGUUAUUAACAUCAACAGAUGGGUUAAUAAACUUGCAGCAUUGGGUGGUAUCAUAUGCCUACUGCACAGCUCCCCUAACCCCUCUACAGAUCCAUGGUCAUAGAAGUCUUAGCAAGGACCAAAGCAAGUUCUUUGGGUAGACUGAUUCAUUAUGUCCAUGCUCUGUUAUCAGGUAGUGUCCUGUUUUUAAUUCUGGAAUACCCAAGAAAAAGUGUGUCUCUCUAUUUUGUGAACUAAUGUUGGUCUACUUUUAUUUUUUCCUUGGGUAAGUUAUGAGCUGCUGUACAUGUGUACAGUCCAUGUAAAUUCAUUGUGAGGAAGUUGUACAGAUUUCUAUAUUUUGAAAGAGAAAUUUUCUUCUCUCUCUGUAAUAAAACCUUUCCUAUCUUGGCA